CCGACCGUCCCGACAUGGCCGACGACCUCUACAGCAGCACCUUCUCUGCUUCCGAAUCGGACUUCUCUUCCUCGUCUUCGCCACUGUCCUCCGCCACUGCGUCCGCUUCCUUCCUCACGCUGGAGCAGAGGGCGGCCUUCAUCUUCGUCCUCAUCCUCUUCAUCUUCCUGGGCUUGCUGAUCGUGCGCUGUUUCCGGAUCCUCCUGGACCCGUACCGCAGCAUGCCGUCCUCCACCUGGACCGACUACAUGGAGAAGGACACCUUCGACUACCGCAUUUCCUGACAGGCGGCCUGAGAGGCAGCUAACCCUGACCACCAACAAACUAAACUGAGGCGACGAUCACACUGAGAGAGUAAAGCAGAGACACAAGCGCACAUUUCCCCUCCAACGGUUUACGUAGAAACCGAAAAGUUAGGAAUUCUUUGGCAGAUAGUCUGUCUACCCGAGUAGCUACUUGAAGGUUAUGUAGAAACUUAACAUU
Molecule: messenger RNA, 483 nt
Organism: Perca flavescens (yellow perch)
Lineage: Eukaryota; Metazoa; Chordata; Actinopteri; Perciformes; Percidae
Product: cortexin-3-like
Exons: 1
Coding region: 15-284 (89 amino acids)
Source: RefSeq, a predicted model, not a curated record